AUUUGUAGGCGUUUUUUUAUGUUAGUGUGCGAAUUGAUGUGUUGCGAAUGACUUGUGGACUGUCACGAAAUCAAAUUUUUCUGUCCAAUCGGCCGAUCAAAUUGUACAAAGUGUUUUCAUUUCUUUUCCGUGCGAAAAAUAGCAAAGUGAUUGGGGCUAGAAACCCCUUUAUUUGAAGAGAAAAAAAAAGUUAGAAACAUACUCGAGUGUAUUCUCUGUGUACGUGAAGCAAAAAAAAGGAAGAAGAAAAAUUACUGAAGUGUUGUUGAACCGAAUAUAAUUGAGAAGAAGAGAAAAAAAUGGCUGGACAGACAAUAAACGAUAGAUUGUUGGCUGCACGGCAUAGCUUAGCCGGACAGGGCUUGGCUAAGUCCGUAUGUAAGGCCACCACAGAAGAGAUGAUUGGACCGAAAAAGAAGCAUUUAGAUUAUCUAGUCCACUGUACAAAUGAACCCAAUGUAUCAAUACCACAUUUGGCCAAUUUAUUGGUCGAAAGAACACAGAACGCAAAUUGGGUUGUUGUAUAUAAAUCCCUGUUGACAGUACAUCACCUAUUAGCAUAUGGAAAUGAGAGAUUUAUGCAAUAUCUAGCGUCAAGUAAUUCGACAUUUAAUUUAAGCAAUUUCCUUGACAAAGGCGGCGUUCAAGGUACCGUGGGGGCUAGAAUUGGUUACGAUAUGUCACCGUUUAUACGACGCUAUGCAAAGUAUUUAAAUGAUAAGGCGCUAUCCUAUCGUACCGUUGCGUUCGACUUUUGCAAGGUGAAACGGGGGAAGGAGGAAGGCUCAUUGCGUACGAUGAAUGCUGACAAACUAUUAAAGACAUUACCAGUACUUCAAGCACAACUAGAUGGUCUAUUAGAGUUUGAUUGUACAGCAAAUGAUUUGACCAAUGGCGUCAUAAACAUGUGCUUUAUGCUACUUUUCCGAGAUUUAAUUCGUUUAUUUGCGUGUUACAACGAUGGUAUUAUAAAUUUAUUAGAAAAAUAUUUCGAUAUGAAUAAGAAACAAUGCAAGGAUGCGCUAGAUUUGUACAAAAAGUUUUUGGUUCGAAUGGAUCGGGUUGGUGAAUUUUUGAAAGUGGCUGAGAAUGUUGGCAUUGACAAAGGUGAAAUUCCAGAUCUGACAAAAGCGCCAAGUUCAUUACUUGAAGCGCUUGAAGGUCACCUAGCUUCUUUGGAGGGACGUAAAGGAUCCGCAGCAAAUACACCGACACAAUCGUCAAGUAGCAACCAAAAGAACGUAAAGAGUGGCGUAUCUGCCCUAUCUUCUACUAGCUCAUCAUUUGGUACGGCUGCAGCGUCGACACGAUUCGAUAAUCAUGCCAACGGCAUUGACGAAUCAUUAAAAGCACAAGCACUGGCCGAAGAAGAAGCCGCCAUGAACCAAUAUCGGCAAACAAAACUUACCUCACCCACCUCUGGCAUGGCAGCGGUCAAUAAUCCGUUCCUCUCGUCACCGCCAGCCACUCAAGGCAAUAUUGUCGAUCUAUUCGGUGGCGGUAGUUUGCCAACAGAUCCGAAUCAAUCGGCAUACUCAUCGAAAGCGUCCGAUGAUCUGUUGCAAUUGGGUAAUCCAUUCGCGGAUAUGUUCGGUUCACCAGCUCCGCCAGCACAGAGUGUUGCACCGGCGACUGGCGGCAACAAUAUGUGGAUGGGAAAUGGAUUCAAUGGAUCUGCUGGCAAUCAAAACUCAUCGACCAAUCAAUUUGUGUCAGAUAGCAAUUUUUCGUCCGUUUUUGGUGCAUCUGAACCUGUCGGGCCAUAUUACUACUUGCACGCAGCCACGGACACAACGUUGCCGAAUCCAUUUUUAAUGAAUGACAUUCCGGCACCAUCAUCAGCACCAGGUUUCGAUGCAUUGGGUGAUGUGUUGAAACCGGCUUCAUCGACCGGCGGUGGCCCUAUUCAACAAGGAAACAUUCUUGCCGCAGGUGUUGGACAACAGCAAAUGGUGCCACAGCCUGCAAGUACCGGCAAAGUACUUACUGGUGAUUUGGACAGUUCGUUGGCAUCGUUGGCAGAGAAUUUGACGAUAAACAAAUCGGCAUCGGCGCAAGUCAAGGGAGUUAACUGGAAUUCACCGAAAAAUGCAGCCAAACCCGGCUCAGCUGGUUGGACACCACAACCGAUGGCCGCUACAACUGGAGCUGGAUACAAACCUAUGGCGCAAGGCAUGACUGUAAGUCCCGCUCCCAGCACUUUACACCAUCCGUUCGUACACGCUUCCUUUCACUCGACGCCACCGUAUGCACAGCAAGGCAUGCCAAUGCGACCACCGCUAACUGGUAUGCCAAUGACUGGUCAACCGAUGAUGCCACCUAAUAUGAUGCCAAUGGGCAUGCAACCGCAACAGCCCAUGAUGAUGCAACCGACCAUGAUGCAACCGCAACCAGUGUCCCACGAUCAGAACGGCGGCCAGAACGUGAAACUCGAUCCAUUUGGUGCAUUUUAAAAAUGGAUAUGCCAAAAAAAGAGAGAAACGAACGUAGAAGAGAAUCAAAAGAAGAAAUCAACAUUUUGCCACGAACGUAUAUCUGGAAUUAUUUAACGGAUUAUUGCUGUGUACGUUUCUACUAAACGAUUUUGUGCGAGAAGGAAAAGGGAAAUGUAAUUUUACUAAAUUUCAUCAAAUGAAAUCGGUGGAAAUGAUAAACGAAACGGAUGGAAAUCUAAAUCGGUUAGGAAGUUUAAAUUAUUUUGUGUACAAGAAAAAGGGUAGUUUUGAUGAAAGUAUAUUGGAAGUGGAUGGUUAGAGACACGAAUAUAAUGUUGCGUAUAAAUUUAAUUUUUGUAUUGAUGGAAUCCGAUAGAGUUUUAACGAUUCAUCAGCGAUAAUUCAGUGCUUUCAUUUCAGUUAAAAGAAUUGAUUUAAAAUUGAUAAACAGUGCAACGGUAAAGAAAAUUUAAUUUUCGUUUUAAAAACGAUUUUUUUUGUUUUUAAUAUUAAUUAAGUUAAAGAGGAAAAGAUAAUGAAAAAUUCAAAGUAACACUGAAAAUUGAUUUGAUUUUUUGAAUCAUUUUUAUUUUGUAUUUUGUAUAGAAAAUUUAUUAAGAAUAUUAUUCUGCGAUUUAUCCCCGGGGAUGUCACACAGCUAUAAAACAAGGUCCCUAAAUAUUAUGAUGUGUAUAUGAUUAUAAAUACAAAAUUGAUAAAAAGAAAUAUAGUUCGUAAGAGUUAUGAAAAGCAUUGCAUAAAAUUAAUUUAAAUAAACAAAAAAA
Molecule: messenger RNA, 3220 nt
Organism: Bradysia coprophila
Lineage: Eukaryota; Metazoa; Arthropoda; Insecta; Diptera; Sciaridae
Gene: lap
Product: phosphatidylinositol-binding clathrin assembly protein lap
Biological process (GO): clathrin coat assembly; clathrin-dependent endocytosis; synaptic vesicle budding from presynaptic endocytic zone membrane
Cellular component (GO): extrinsic component of presynaptic endocytic zone membrane; clathrin-coated vesicle; clathrin-coated pit
Molecular function (GO): 1-phosphatidylinositol binding; phosphatidylinositol-4,5-bisphosphate binding; clathrin heavy chain binding
Source: RefSeq, a predicted model, not a curated record